Pipistrellus kuhlii (Kuhl's pipistrelle) is the source of this 3823-nucleotide messenger RNA. It is a transcript of the gene NFIB, whose product is annotated as nuclear factor I B. Lineage: Eukaryota; Metazoa; Chordata; Mammalia; Chiroptera; Vespertilionidae. The record is from RefSeq and is a predicted model, not a curated record. Gene Ontology annotation, biological process: regulation of transcription by RNA polymerase II. Gene Ontology annotation, cellular component: nucleus. Gene Ontology annotation, molecular function: DNA-binding transcription factor activity, RNA polymerase II-specific; RNA polymerase II cis-regulatory region sequence-specific DNA binding. The coding region runs from base 636 to 2348 and encodes 570 amino acids. The transcript has 12 exons.
AGUUUCGCCCGAGAUCACCGCCACCCGGGGACCCUGCGGCGGCAGCGCUCCUCCGGGCUGUAACCUUGAACUUUCCCAGCGCGGUGACACAUUCUCUGCGCUCGCUCUUGCUCCCGCCCUCUUUCCUGCGCCCCCCACCCCGCCUUUUUUUAAAAAAAGCACUUCACCAACCACUACCCCAAUCCGACCCGCACCGCCGAUCCUCCGCGCACCUCCCAGCUCCCAACAACAACAACAACAACAACAAUAACUGCAACUGCAACACAGAAAGCAAAUCCCCAAACCCGGGCGGAAAGCGACCCACACCGGCGGCGGCGGCGGAGGCGGCGGCGGCUCCGGAGAGAGCAGGGCCGGCGGGCGCGCUCGGACUGCGAGGUCUCCAAGUGCAGAUUGGAUUUCACGCCGGGAAAUCCAGCGCGCCGCCAGUGAACUUGAAUCUUGUGGCUGUUGAAGGAGGACCUGGGUUGGUCGUGAAGUUGCGGUGAUCCAGCGGAUUUGAUCCAGCUGAUUUGAUCGCGCACCGAGGGACUCCGAGGACUGGAACAUGAAUAGAUGAAAUUCUGGCUUCUCGAAGAUUUUUCUUGGGCAUCUCCUGGAAAGCGCGUGUGUUUGUUUUAUUUUUUUAAGGCGAAGUCAUGAUGUAUUCUCCCAUCUGUCUCACUCAGGAUGAAUUUCACCCGUUCAUCGAGGCCCUCCUUCCACACGUCCGUGCAAUCGCCUAUACGUGGUUCAACCUGCAGGCUCGGAAACGCAAGUACUUUAAAAAGCACGAGAAGCGGAUGUCCAAGGACGAAGAGAGAGCCGUCAAAGAUGAGCUCCUCAGCGAAAAGCCCGAGAUCAAGCAGAAGUGGGCAUCCAGGCUCCUGGCCAAACUGCGCAAAGAUAUUCGCCAGGAGUACCGGGAGGACUUUGUGCUCACCGUGACUGGCAAGAAGCACCCGUGCUGUGUCUUAUCCAACCCCGACCAGAAGGGUAAGAUUAGGAGGAUCGACUGCCUGCGGCAGGCAGACAAAGUCUGGCGUCUGGAUCUAGUCAUGGUGAUCCUGUUCAAAGGCAUCCCUUUGGAAAGUACCGAUGGAGAGCGGCUCAUGAAAUCCCCUCAUUGCACAAACCCAGCACUUUGUGUCCAGCCACAUCAUAUCACAGUGUCAGUUAAGGAGCUUGAUUUGUUUUUGGCAUACUACGUGCAGGAGCAAGAUUCUGGACAAUCAGGAAGUCCAAGCCACAAUGAUCCUGCCAAGAAUCCUCCAGGAUACCUUGAAGAUAGUUUUGUAAAAUCUGGAGUCUUCAAUGUAUCAGAGCUUGUGAGGGUAUCCAGAACACCCAUCACCCAGGGAACUGGAGUCAACUUUCCAAUUGGAGAAAUCCCAAGCCAACCAUACUAUCAUGACAUGAACUCGGGGGUCAAUCUCCAGCGGUCGCUGUCUUCUCCACCAAGCAGCAAAAGACCCAAAACCAUAUCCAUAGAUGAAAAUAUGGAGCCCAGUCCUACAGGAGACUUUUAUCCCUCUCCGAAUUCACCAGCUGCUGGAAGUCGAACAUGGCAUGAAAGAGAUCAAGAUAUGUCAUCUCCGACUACUAUGAAGAAGCCUGAAAAGCCAUUGUUCAGCUCUACAUCUCCACAAGAUUCUUCCCCAAGGUUGAGCACUUUCCCCCAGCACCAUCACCCCGGGAUACCUGGAGUUGCACACAGUGUCAUCUCAACUCGAACUCCACCUCCACCCUCACCGUUGCCAUUUCCAACACAAGCUAUUCUCCCUCCAGCCCCAUCGAGCUACUUUUCUCAUCCAACAAUCAGAUAUCCUCCCCACCUGAAUCCUCAGGAUACUCUGAAGAACUAUGUACCUUCUUAUGACCCAUCCAGUCCGCAAACCAGCCAGCCUAACAGCAGUGGUCAAGUGGUAGGGAAAGUGCCUGGCCAUUUCACUCCUGUCUUGGCACCCUCUCCCCAUCCCAGUGCAGUGCGACCUGUGACCCUGACCAUGACAGAUACUAAACCCAUCACUACAUCCACUGAAGGUGAGGCAGCUUCACCUACAGCAACCACCUACACAGCCUCAGGCACAUCUCAAGCCAAUCGAUAUGUGGGACUAAGCCCAAGAGACCCAUCCUUCCUACAUCAGCAACAGCUGAGGAUUUGUGACUGGACCAUGAAUCAAAACGGCAGGCAUUUAUACCCCAGUACCAGUGAGGAUACAUUGGGAAUUACUUGGCAAAGUCCUGGUACCUGGGCUAGUUUGGUUCCUUUCCAAGUAUCAAACAGGACACCCAUCCUACCGGCAAAUGUCCAAAAUUACGGUUUGAACAUAAUUGGAGAACCUUUCCUUCAAGCAGAAACGAGCAACUGAGGGAGAGAAUGAAAUACAACAGCAGCUUACGAAAUUAAAAAAGAAAAAGAAAAAGAAAAAGAAAAGAAAAAUGGAAAGGAGGAAGACUGGACAAAAUAAAAACGAAACAAAAAGGGAGGAAGGAAGGAAACGGAAGAAAGAAGAUAUUAGACCAGCAAUUGCAGCACUUACAAUCACUAAUUCCCUUAAGGUUGAAACUGUAAUGACGUAAAAAAAAAAAAGGGUCGAUGAUAUUUCACUGAUGGUAGAUCGCAGCCCCUGCAACGCGUAGCCUUUGUUACAUGAAGUCCGCUGGGAAAUAGAUGUUCUGUCUCUAUGACAAUAUAUUUUAACUGACUUUCUAGAUGCCUUAAUAUUUGCAUGAUAAGCUAGUUUUCUUGGUUUAGUAAUCUUGUUGUUUACGCAUGGAAUCACUAUUCCUGGUUAUUUCACCAACGAAGGCUAGGAGGCGGCAUCAGAGGUGCUGGGUGUCGGAGCCAUGAGCCAGCCAUUUUAUAAGCACUCUGAUUUCUAAAAGUUAAAAGAAUAUAUGGAAUCUCUGUAGCCUUUAGUUAUCAGUACAGAUUUAUUAAAUUUUGGCCCUUAACCCAGCCUUUUCCAGUGUUUAACCCAGUUUGAAAUCUUAAAAAAGAAAAAAAAGGAAAAAAAAAAAGGAAAAAAAAAGGAAAAAGGAAAAAAAAAAACCAGUUUGAACACAAAGGCUCUAUGGAAGAAAUGCCUCUAUGUAGGUGAAGUGUUAUCUCUGCAUGCAACAGUAAAAAAUUAAUAUAAUAUUUUGCCCACAAAAGAAACACUUAACAGAGGCAAGUGCAAUUUAUAAAUUUAUAUCUAAAGGGGAAUCAUGAUUAUAAGUCCUUCAACCCUUGGACUCUAAAUUGAGGGGAUUAAAAAAAAAAAGAAUUUACAAUAAUUUUGAGCGAAUUUAUUUUCCCCUCAGUUUUUGAGGGCAUGGAAAAAAAAUGCAUUAAAUCAAGACAAAUCAUGUGCUUGAGGAAAAAAAAAAUUAAUGGAAACACAGCACUUAUGUUGGUUUAGCUGCAGCCUCCUCGGAGGUAGAAUUUAUUUAUUUAAAAAUUACUGGUUGCAUCAAGAACCCAUAGGGUGUACAAAAGAUUCUAUAAAAUCUGCAUCACAGAGACAGAGGCAGGCAAAUCCAUGUCACAAGGGUAAAGCUUACAGUUUACAAACUGGGACCGCCAGGGUGUAGGAUAUAGAAACGCACUCUUGAGAAAACACGUGUGAUCAGGGUGCUGAAUACUUGCAUGGUGCUUUCAGACAUUAGCCUUGUUCAAUGAACUUCUUGUAUUGACAGAUCUGUAGUGUGCAUGGGCAGACACAUUUUUGCCUCUAUGUCUCUUAAAAUUUUAAUUAAAAAUACUCUUUCCAGUAAUCCUAAUUUGCACGAAGAUAUAAUGUCCACAUUACGUGCCUUGCCUUGAAAUCUAAAAGACAAAAAAAGAAAAAAAAAAAACACA